Molecule: messenger RNA, 636 nt
Organism: Ceraceosorus bombacis
Lineage: Eukaryota; Fungi; Basidiomycota; Exobasidiomycetes; Ceraceosorales; Ceraceosoraceae
Source: the annotation of a GenBank genome assembly
AUGCCAAGAGUGGUGCAGAGCAACAGCCUUCAUUUUGGACUUGCUGGGCCACCCCCUGCAGAGUCGAAUGCCGUCAGAGGCAAGGAUGCGGGCCUCAAAGCGUCAUCGGACUUGCCAGUGGCUGGCAGAAUGACGCUGACGGAUCACUAUCGAUCCGAUCACUGUCUCGUCUGCGGACACAAGACCGAGCAGGGUGAGGAACACGUCAAAUUCUGUCUUUACGAUGUCCGCGCAACCGCCCCCAAUCUUAGUCCCCAUGCUCACGCGCUUUCGCUUUCCCCGCUCCUCGAACGCCCAGGCGUGUGCAUCGAUUGUCGACAAUCACCUCGCGACGCGCUCUCCAUGCUCUUGACGGACGUAUCGCGCAGCACGUGCCGUCUGAUCAGCAUCAUGCGAGUAUGCGCUUCGUGCGCCUCUACCACUGGUCAAUGCUCCUCCUCCUCCGCAUCCCCCGACACGUCCGCACACCCACAAAGCAGCAGCAGCAGGUACAACUUCCACAAUCACAAUAUUCCUCCUCCUCCUCCUUGCCUGUCCGUCGAUUGUCCGGUGCUGUACGAGCGCGUUGGAGCUAAAAGAAACUUGGAUAGGGCUGCUAAAAUUCAACAAUACGUAGAGGUGGUGCUCGAACAGUGA